AUGAAAGUAUCCCAAGGGAAAACCAACAUCAAGGCAGUGGUUCCUAGACUUGUGGCAGCGCAGGAUACAGAUGAAUAUCAUCGACUGCUGGACAACAGGACUGUUGAUGACACAACCAGACAAUUUGGCGUAGGUUGCUGUUCUGCAAGGAGCUAUAAACAAGCUCUUUACGACCUCAUCAUUUCAGGAGUAGCAUGGAGAGACGAAUUCGAAGCAUUCGGACUCCCCUGGGACAGAAACCAAGAUGACAGUGAGCAAUCUCACUUGGUGGCCCACAAUAAUACAUUACCUGACCACUGUUGUUCUUUCAUGAAGACGAAAACAUGUGAUGCCCACCAUUCUUCGCUUGCAACAAGUCAUGAUCAAUACAUAGCGAAUGGAGCUAUCGUCGGGACAAAGCCUAUCAGUAGCAAGCGCCCCUACGCGUCUGACGCGGCCUCUGCCGCCUCCGGGACCCAGCGCAGAUAUCCCCCAUUCGGGACCAGGAUGGAUGUCAAACGGAGGUGUCAACAGCUCGACGCCAGCUGCUGCCUUGCCUUACUGUGGCAUCAGCUGGAGAAGCAGAGUCGCAAGUAUCUACAGAAGGCAAACAAGGACUUUUGA
Molecule: messenger RNA, 603 nt
Organism: Guillardia theta CCMP2712
Lineage: Eukaryota; Cryptophyceae; Pyrenomonadales; Geminigeraceae
Exons: 6
Coding region: 1-603 (200 amino acids)
Source: RefSeq, a predicted model, not a curated record